Messenger RNA from Ogataea philodendri, 810 nucleotides. RefSeq lists its product as uncharacterized. The record is from RefSeq and is a predicted model, not a curated record. Lineage: Eukaryota; Fungi; Ascomycota; Pichiomycetes; Pichiales; Pichiaceae. The coding region runs from base 1 to 810 and encodes 269 amino acids. The transcript is spliced from 2 exons.
AUGUUGGAUCCGUUUAGGCUCGUCAUUGGGUUGGCUGUAAGCGAUGAUGGUUUUUCUGGUAGUUCGGGCGCAGUGGUGGAUGUUCCCGUAGAUGCUAAAGACACAACAGAAUCGCCUGUUGAGUUUGAUGUGGUGGACGCGGUCGAAGUGCCGGUUUCCCACGGCUUAGGACGUGCUGUCGUCAUGGUCGUGAGAUUUCUGCGUUCAGAGGCCCUUGGGCCUCCAGGUCCCCCUAAUACUCCAAUGACCUACGCAACUACAAGCCAUGGAAUUGUGGUUGCUCCAGAGCGCGACAAGAACCAAGAAGAAAGGCUUGCUAGAGCGUUGGAGAUCAUAUCGAUGUCCAUGCUGCCACCGAGACACACAUUGGACGAUCUUCGUCAAAGACUAUACGCUUGGCUGAUUGGCAAAGACAAGAACGAAGAAAUUACUCUUCAACAAGUGAGGGAAGUACCGAGAUGGAAGCGGUUCCUAAUCUACUUGCUGGGACCUCCAUUGGACAUGUUUCGAAGCUUUAGUCAGUAUUUCAUUUUGGAAGCCCAUAUCUUGUACAAUAUCCCACUGCUAAUGGUUUCUAUUGCAACAACGCCGCCAUUGAUAUUCUACGUGAUUGGAUUUGUUCUAUUUUGGAUCAAAGUGAUUUACGAGCUGUACAGAGACAUUGUGCACCGAGACGAUCCGAUCCACACUUCUUUUCUGAGCCGCGAACUAGCGCUGAUGGCGACUGUUUCUGCGUCGUACGGAGUGGUGAUGAAGUUCAAAACAGAGGCCGGCGUGCUCACCGAGGCAUGGUGGUCCACUUUGACCUGA